UUCAUUUGGUGCAGCAGCCAAUCCGCGUUUACAGUAAAACACCACACUUCCUGUUUCGGAUUAAAGAAAAUAUCGCUAUUAAUGUAAUAUUCAAUCUGAUAUGACGAAUGAAUUGUGGUGAUUUACCAUACCGUUUAUGAGAGAGAACACACGGCCUGACCAUGCCUGUGUCCCUGCUGUGGGCAGUGGAUGUGUACGGGCGCGUUUACAGCCUGUCCACUGGAGGGCAGCAGUGGGAGCAGUGUCAUGAUGCCUUGUUAGAGUUUAAGAGGGUGACAGCCGUACAGCAGUGUUGCUGGGGUAUCGCCUGUGACCACCACAUCUACCUGAAUGUCCACUCUAGUGAUGUACCCAUACGUUACCAGGAGGAGACAUACGAGAACCAGAGAUGGAAUCCCAAGGAUAACUUCUCGGAUCACUUGUUGCCGAGCGACCGCUGGCAUUGGAGUGACAUCACAGGGCUGGAACACCAACCCCUGGACAGUUUCCUUCUUCCCUCGACCAACUGGGAGUGGGAGGGGGACUGGUACAUCGAUGAGAACUUUGGAGGAGAACCCACAGAGAAAGGAGGUUGGACCUAUGCCAUGGACUUCCCUGCCACCUACAUCAAAGACAAGAAGUGGAACUCGUGUGUCCGUCGCCGGCGAUGGAUCCGCUACAGGAGGUACAAGGCCACGGACACCUGGGCCAAGAUCCCAUCCGAGGUUCACAGUGGUCCCCUGCCAGACCCCUUUAAUGACAUCAGCUGUGGAGGCUGGGAGAUCAGUGAGGAGCCCAGGGGGAGGCUGUCUUUGUGGGCUGUCUCUCUACAGGGCAAGGUGUGGUUUCGUGAGGGUAUCCAUCACCACAGCCCAGAGGGGGAUGGCUGGGAGGAGGUGUCUCUGCCUGGGGAGGUGGUGCAGAUCAGCUGUGGGCCAGGGGACCUGGUUUGGGCUGUGCUCUGGGAGGGACAACUCAUUGUCAGGGAGGGCAUCACCAGAGACUGCCCACAAGGCUCGUCCUGGGUGGUGGUGGACUCUCCCAACCCAGAGGCCGGGGCCAUCCACGUAGCUGUGGGGGACAACGUAGUCUGGGCUGUCACCAAGGACAACAAAGUAUGGUUCAGGCGUGGCAUCAACUCCCAUAACCCAUGUGGUUCAGGCUGGAUCGGGAUGGUCGGGGAGAUGGUCAUGGUCAACGUGGGCCUCAACGACCAGGUGUGGGGUAUUAGCUGUGUGGACCGGGCAGUGUAUUUCCGUCAGGGUGUGACCUCCAGUGAGUUGAGUGGUAAAGCCUGGAAGGCUGUCAAUGUGCCCCGAGACGGAGACAUCAGGUCCCACUCCUCCGCCAGCAUUAGCAGUCUGCACAGUGCUGGUUGUUUCUUCAGUGGUGAGGUCCAAGCCCAGUCUGUGAUGAGUGAAGACUCGGACACAGAGGGCGGUCCACAGAGGGCGGUCCUAGAAGUAGGGUCAUGCCCCUCCUCUCCUCCCCCUGAGCCCCCUCCCAUCGACCCCGACGUCCCCAAACCACGCAUCCCUAAGGUCACCAGCGACAGCUUCAUCUCUGAGAUGCUCUCCGACCGUGAGGUCAAACAGGAGGGGGCCACCGCUGCCACCACUGCUAGUCCCUCUAUCCCAGAAGAGGAAGUCGCUCUUGGGGAACCGGAGGCCAAGUGUCCCCCUCCGGCCCUGCUUCUCUCCCCCAGCCUGUCUGGAGGGCUUGGGGACCCCCAGUGGAGUAACGUGGACCUGGAAGAGACCCAGACUCACCUGGCUGUGGGGCCUGCCGUGGUGAGAGGGGACUCGGCUGACACCUGUAGUCUGUCCUCGGUGGCCACCUACACCCUGUGUCAGGGGGAGCCGUAUGGGGCAGAUGAACACCCGCUCUGGGCAUGGGUCAGUGGAGGAGGCUGUGGUGUGAACUGUCACUCCCAGCUCAACUGGUUCAACUCUGCCACAGCCCUGGCAUCAUCAGUCCAGUCCAUGAGUCUGUCCAUCAGUCCAGCCCAGACAGCGGCCUGGCGGAAACAGAUCUAUGAGCAGCUCAGCGAACGCUCCAAGAGAGAGAUGGACCACUUUAAACACUACGAACAGGCCGUAGAACAGUCUGUGUGGGUGAAGAAAGGGACCAUGCAGUGGUGGAGGGACUGGAAGCCCCAUAAGUGGGUGGAUGUGAGGUUUGCCCUGGAGCAGUUCUCAGGGCCUGAGGGAAACCAGGACGGCAUCCUCUUCCUCUACUACAACUUCAAUGAGGAGAAGAAGUACCUGCAUGCGUUCAUCAACGAGGUGACUAUCUUGGUGCCGGUGCUGAAUGACUCCAAACACACGUUUGCCGUCUACACAGCAGAGAGGACCAAACAGAGGUGGCCUAUCAGACUGGCUGCUGCCACUGAGGUGGAGAUGCAUGACUGGCUGGCCCUGCUGAGUGUGUCGUGCUGUGACGCCCGGGGGAUCCAGGGUCCCCCUUCUAAACAAGCCAUCUGGUCAGUCACCUGUAAAGGAGACAUCUUCGUCUGUGAGCCUUCGCCUAGCCUGGAGGCCUGUCCCUACCCCACACCAUGUGACCAGAUGUUCUGGCAUCAGGUGGGGGGCCACCUACGUCUGGUGGAGUGUAACAGUUUGGGGGUGGUGUGGGGGGUAGGCUACGACCACACUGCCUGGGUCUACACCGGCGGCUAUGGAGGGGGAUUCUUCCAGGGUCUGGCCAGCAGCACAGAUAACAUCUACACCCAGACAGAUGUGAAGUGUGUCUACAUCUAUGAGAACCAGAGGUGGAACCCAGUCACAGGUUACACCAACAGAGGCCUCCCAACAGACCGUUACAUGUGGAGUGAUGCAACAGGUCUGCAGGAGUGUACCAAGGCCAACACCAAGCCUCCAUCUCCUCACUGGACAUGGGUAGCAGACUGGACCAUUGACUAUGGGAUCUCCGGGGGGACAGACCGAGAGGGUUGGCAAUACGCAGCUGAUUUCCCAACGUCGUAUCAUGGCCACAAGACCUUGAAGGACUUUGUUCGUCGUAGACGAUGGGCCAGGAAGUGUAAACUGACGACCACAGGGCCGUGGCAAGAAGUCCCGCCCAUCUUGUUGAGUGACGUGACCAUCGUCCUGUGUGGAGCUCAGAGCAGUGUUGAGCCGAUCCCUCUGUGGGCCAUCAGUAACAAGGGAGACGUGCUCUGUAGACUGGGGGUCACCAUACUGACUCCUGCCGGGACGUCGUGGCUUCACGUGGGCACAGACCAGCCUUUUAAGUCUAUCUCCAUCGGGGGGGCCAACCAGGUGUGGGCCAUUGCCAGGGAUGGAUCUGCCUUCUACAGGGGCUCUGUGUCCUCAGAGAGCCCUGCAGGAGAUUGCUGGUACCACAUCCCCUGUCCUGGAAGACAGAAGCUCCAACAGGUGUCUGUAGGGAGAACUUCGGUCUACACUGUGGAUCAAAAUGGUAACCUGUGGUUCAGACAGGGCCUGACUCCCAGCUACCCUCAGGGAUCAUCAUGGGAACACAUCUGCAACAAUGUACGCAAGGUCUCCGUAGGACCUCUAGACCAGGUGUGGGUCAUAGCUGACAAGGUGCAAGGCAGCCACAGUCUGAGCUGUGGGACAGUCUGCCACCGUCUGGGGGUUCAGCCCAUGGACCCAAAGGGACAGUCGUGGGACUACGGCAUCGGGGGUGGCUGGGACCACAUCACUGUGAGAGGGAACUCCAUUGAGGCUCCUCGUGUUCGUAUUCCCUCCCUGACGCCCUCCCUCACCGCCUCCCUAACGGACCCCCUCCGCCCCCCUCCACCCCGCAGCCUGCUCCCUGUCAUGAUCACGGAGAUGGAGAACGGGAACGCUGUCCGGUGUUAAACACACACACCUACAGUACUUGCUAGUGGACACUAUCUCUGUUCUGUCUUCAGCCCAACUCUCUCUUCAGAUACGCCACAAUGCAACUACCCCACCAUCCACACUGUACUGUAGCUCCCAGCUCCAGCCUCAGCUCUUCUGACAUAUCACCUGGCUGUGUUAAAAGACCUUUGAACCCUAUCUCCGCACCUUCAACUUGACUCAGCCAAUCACCUUCUCUCUUCACAGCUAGCAGAUCAUGUUCAGUAUUUCCCACAUAGAGCACUAAAGUCGUUUUUAAACCGUGUCACUGAGUCUUUGAACAUUGCGGUAUUGUAAUUUAAAGGUUAACUCAGCUAAAAGACGUUGCCACGAGCAGCCCCACAAAUAUUCAGAUGAGCGAGAUGCAAGUCACACACAGUAUCUGCGCAUCUACACAGGUUCGCUUCACGCUGUUGGAGCGGUAGGUACGGAUCGCUUCACGCUGUUGGAGCGGUAGGUACGGAUCGCUUCAUGCUGUUGGAGCGGUAGGUACGGAUCGCUUCACGCUGUUGGAGCGGUAGGUACGGAUCGCUUCACGCUGUUGGAGCGGUAGGUACGGAUCGCUUCACGCUGUUGGAGCGGUAGGUACGGAUCGCUUCACUCUGUUGGAGCGGUAGGUACGGAUCGCUUCACUCUGUUGGAGCGGUAGGUACGGAUCGCUUCACGCUGUUGGAGCGGUAGGUACGGAUCGCUUCACGCUGUUGGAGCGGUAGGUACGGAUCCCUUCACUCUGUUGGAGCGGUAGGUACGGAUCGCUUCACUCUGUUGGAGCGGUAGGUACGGAUCGCUUCACGCUGUUGGAGCGGUAGGUACGGAUCGCUUCACGCUGUUGGAGCGGUAGGUACGGAUCGCUUCACUCUGUUGGAGCGGUAGGUACGGAUCGCUUCACUCUGUUGGAGCGGUAGGUACGGAUCGCUUCACGCUGUUGGAGCGGUAGGUACGGAUCGCUUCACUCUGUUGGAGCGGUAGGUACGGAUCGCUUCACUCUGUUGGAGCGGUAGGUACGGAUCGCUUCACUCUGUUGGAGCGGUAGGUACGGAUCGCUUCACUCUGUUGGAGCGGUAGGUACGGAUCGCUUCACUCUGUUGGACCAAAACAAAGGAAAUUGACCCACUAUGCUGUUUACUUUCUGCAUCUACUUCAUAUAUUAGUCUACGUUUAAAUCUGUGCUCUUAAGAUAACUUUUUGUUUUAUUUAUGGUUUUUGUUUGGUUGAAUGUUUUUUAUGUGUGUGUUUGGUGUGUACGGUAUUAUGUGAGUAGAUUUUUGUUGUUUAUGUUAUGGUGGUAAUUGAUUUAUCUUUUUAAAAUAAUAUGUGUUUUGGGGGGGUAUUCAAUGUGAUUGGAGCGACGUUAAGAUGGGUAAGAAAGCGUCACUGUCGGCCCAUUUAUUUGUGACUUAUUAUAAAAAGUCUGUAUCAGGAAGUUACAGUACUUACUACUUUGUACCUGCUGGCAACAGGUCGAGAUUCUACUGGAGUCACACCAAAAACAAUAAGGAUUUAUUUAACGAGAAUAAUUUGUUAUUAACGUUUGAUAACACAUGAUGCUUUUACAGUUCUAGCCCUUCCCCCUGAAUGGUUUGUAUCUGUGAUGGCCACAGUGAAGAGUUUGUUUGCCCAUGUAUUUUUGACAGCACUCGAAAAGAAAGUAUAUAUUCUUCUUUUCAUGAAAAAUGUGCAAUGUGUAGUUCACACUGGACCGAGGUGGGAAUUGCUUGGAAAGUGAUGUCUUUGCGGGGCUUUAAAGUUGAACUGUUUAUUUCUCAGGUAAAUAAGAGUUCUCCUAAACGCUAUUAUUGGCAUGUUUUUGACCUUCUACGACUGUAGUAGUAAUGACUGACAGGCAACACACGUGAAAGGUUUGGUGGAAAGAACAAAUCAAUAUUUUUGUUAUAAAUCUGUAUAUGAGUAUAGUAUAAAUGUUUUAAUGGGGAUAUUUCAAGGUUUGUUAUUGUACGUUGGCAUAUAAAAAGGUCAAAUAUUAGUCCUUUGAACUAUUAUCCAUAAACCACAAAAGUUGAAACUAGCACAUUUGGGCAUUAAUUGAUCUUCUCUAAAUGGAAACCACAAGCCAAUAGCUAUCACUGAUAUACUGGAACUACAAAUAAUUGAUUGUACAGAAAACUGUAUGUCUGUGAAAACUCUCACUUUAUCUUCCUAUGGCAGUUCCUAAUACAAAUGUUUCACUUACUACUGUUAGAACUGUACAGGCUUCAUCCUAAAGGAGUGGCACAUGCUUGUCAUGCUGUGGGGUACCCCUUCACAUUCCAAACUUUAAGUGUUUGUUCUAAAGGAGGACUUGUCCGUUUAAAAAAUGAUUCCAUUGUUUUUAUUGAUUAUAAUGUCAAUUAAAAUACUAUAAUCAGGUACUAUUCUAACCCCAACAAGGCUGUUAUUGAUGUGUAUAUUUCUUCCUUCCAAUAGUGUGCAUGGUCAAUGUCCUCUCAAUAAAUGUGAUUAUUGAUAA
Molecule: messenger RNA, 6312 nt
Organism: Salvelinus fontinalis (brook trout)
Lineage: Eukaryota; Metazoa; Chordata; Actinopteri; Salmoniformes; Salmonidae
Gene: tecpr1a
Product: tectonin beta-propeller repeat containing 1a
Exons: 24
Coding region: 162-3824 (1220 amino acids)
Cellular component (GO): membrane
Source: RefSeq, a predicted model, not a curated record